Hypomesus transpacificus is the source of this 1327-nucleotide messenger RNA. It is a transcript of the gene wdr45, whose product is annotated as WD repeat domain 45. The record is from RefSeq and is a predicted model, not a curated record. Gene Ontology annotation, biological process: autophagy of mitochondrion; protein localization to phagophore assembly site; nucleophagy. NCBI's taxonomy places the organism in Eukaryota, Metazoa, Chordata, Actinopteri, Osmeriformes, Osmeridae. Bases 216 to 1292 code for a protein of 358 amino acids. Gene Ontology annotation, cellular component: cytosol; phagophore assembly site membrane; extrinsic component of membrane. The transcript has 10 exons. Gene Ontology annotation, molecular function: phosphatidylinositol-3,5-bisphosphate binding; phosphatidylinositol-3-phosphate binding; protein binding.
AACACGUUGAGACGCGUCAUUUUCACAGAACAACAACAACAACAACUCAAUUUCGUCUCGUUGUUGGUUGCAACACACUGUACCUUUCGCAAACUCAUAUCUGCAUGGAAAGCAACUCGCGUACCUAAAACGAGACUGAAUAUACUACCUCUGAGUUUUUAUAGUUGGUACAAGAGUUAUCCAUCAAAGUGGUUGAACCGUCGAGUCGUCCAACCAUGGCUCAACAGAGAGGAGUCAACACCCUCCAGUUCAACCAAGAUCAGAGUUGUUUCUGUUGUGCCAUGGAGACAGGCGUCAGAAUCUACAACGUGGAACCUCUUAUGGAGAAGGGGCAUCUUGACCAUGAGCAGGUGGGUAGUGUGGCCCUGUGUUCCAUGCUGCAUCGAUCAAACCUCCUGGCUGUCGUUGGAGGAGGAGUCAGCCCUAAAUUCUCUGAGAUAUCCAUGCUGAUCUGGGAUGACGCCAGGGAGGCACGGGACCCCAAGGACAAGCUGGUGCUGGAGUUCACCUUCACCAAGCCUGUGCUUGCGGUGCGCAUGAGACAUGACAAAAUCAUCGUUGUCUUGAAGAACAGGAUAUACGUUUACAGUUUCCCCGACAACCCUGUAAAACUGUUUGAGUUUGACACCCGGGACAAUCCUAAAGGGUUGUGUGAUCUGUGUCCCAGUAUGGAGAAACAGCUGCUAGUCUUCCCUGGUCACAAAUGUGGCAGUCUGCAACUGGUGGACCUGUCAAACACCAAGCCUGGCACGUCGUCCGCCCCCUUCACCAUCAACGCCCAUCAGAGUGAGAUUGCCUGCCUGGCGCUGAACCAGCCUGGCAGCGUCGCGGCCUCGGCCUCCCGUAAGGGCACCCUCAUCCGCCUGUUCGACACCACGACCCGAGACAAGCUGGUGGAGCUCCGUAGAGGCACGGACCCGGCGACCCUCUACUGCAUCAACUUCAGCCACGACUCCUCCUUCCUGUGCGCCUCCAGCGACAAGGGCACGGUGCACAUCUUCGCUCUGAAGGACACCAAACUCAACCGACGCUCCGCAUUGGCUCGUGUGGGGAAGGUGGGCCCUGUGAUUGGUCAAUAUGUGGACAGCCAGUGGUCACUGGCCAGUUUUACAGUGCCAGCUGAGUGCGCGUGCAUUUGUGCGUUUGGAAAGAACACGUCCAAAAAUGUCAACUCUGUCAUUGCUAUUUGCGUGGACGGGACUUUCCAUAAGUACGUGUUCACUCCGGAUGGCAACUGUAACCGCGAAGCCUUUGACGUUUAUCUGGACAUUUGUGACGACGACGACUUUUAACGACGCCAAGCAAGAUACAGCUGCUACAGGAAGAA